Messenger RNA from Malus domestica (apple), 2115 nucleotides. RefSeq names its product NADH dehydrogenase [ubiquinone] flavoprotein 1, mitochondrial. Gene Ontology annotation, biological process: mitochondrial electron transport, NADH to ubiquinone. Gene Ontology annotation, molecular function: 4 iron, 4 sulfur cluster binding; NADH dehydrogenase (ubiquinone) activity; FMN binding. NCBI's taxonomy places the organism in Eukaryota, Viridiplantae, Streptophyta, Magnoliopsida, Rosales, Rosaceae. The record is from RefSeq and is a predicted model, not a curated record.
CCAUUUUACCCUUCUCAGCAUAUGAGAUGAGGUCCGCUUACUGAGCUCUCCUUCAUUUCCCACCUGAGCAUUCUCGCUUCUUCUCCCCCAAUCUCGUUCUCGUCGAUUACCUGAUUCGGCGACGCAUCGCGUUUCGUCCGCCGCAGCUCCACCAUGGCACCCAUCAAGGGUAUACUUUCUCUGCAGAGAGCAGCUUUAGCUCGUCAUCAUGGUGCAAAGUGGGGCCUAGCGUUUAGAUCAUUCAGCACUCAGGGAGCAGCACCCUCUACUACUGCUCAACCUCCACCUCCGCCACCUCCCGAGAAAACUCAUUUUGGUGGUUUGAAAGAUGAAGACCGGAUUUUCACUAACUUAUAUGGGUUGCACGACCCAUUUCUCAAGGGUGCCAUGAAACGAGGUGACUGGUACCGAACCAAAGAUCUAGUUAUUAAAGGUGCUGAUUGGAUUGUCAAUGAAAUGAAGAAGUCUGGCCUACGUGGACGUGGUGGUGCUGGUUUCCCAUCUGGUCUCAAAUGGUCUUUUAUGCCAAAAGUAUCCGAUGGCCGUCCUUCCUAUCUUGUCGUCAAUGCUGAUGAAAGUGAACCUGGAACCUGUAAGGACAGGGAAAUUAUGCGCCAUGACCCACACAAACUUUUAGAAGGUUGCUUGAUUGCUGGUGUUGGGAUGAGGGCCAGUGCUGCUUACAUCUAUAUAAGAGGUGAAUAUGUAAAUGAACGGUUAAACCUUGUAAAAGCUAGAAAUGAAGCUUAUGCAGCUGGAUUACUGGGGAAAAAUGCUUGUGGAUCUGGUUAUGAUUUUGAUGUUCAUAUCCACUUUGGUGCUGGUGCCUAUAUUUGUGGUGAAGAAACAGCGCUUCUGGAGAGCCUUGAAGGGAAACAGGGGAAGCCAAGAUUGAAGCCUCCUUUCCCUGCUAAUGCAGGAUUAUAUGGCUGUCCCACCACUGUUACAAAUGUGGAAACGGUGGCUGUUUCUCCCACCAUAUUAAGGCGUGGACCAGAGUGGUUUGCCAGUUUUGGGAGAAAGAACAAUUCAGGGACAAAAUUGUUUUGUAUCUCGGGACAUGUGAACAAGCCUUGCACUGUUGAAGAGGAAAUGAGCAUACCCUUGAAAGAGUUACUAGAGAGGCACUGUGGAGGUGUGAGGGGCGGAUGGGACAACUUACUUGCAGUAAUUCCAGGUGGUUCAUCUGUUCCAUUGCUUACCAAGGAUAUAUGCAAUGAUGUUUUGAUGGAUUUUGAUGCACUGAAGGCUGUGCAGUCAGGAUUGGGAACUGCAGCUGUUAUUGUGAUGGAUAAAUCAACGGACAUUGUCGAUGCAAUUGCAAGGCUUUCUUACUUCUACAAGCAUGAGAGUUGUGGGCAGUGCACACCGUGUAGGGAGGGGACAGGAUGGCUAUGGAUGAUCAUGGAAAGAAUGAAAGUUGGGAACGCAAAGCUGGAAGAGAUUGACAUGCUUCAGGAGGUGACCAAGCAGAUUGAGGGGCACACAAUCUGUGCGUUGGGUGAUGCUGCUGCUUGGCCCGUGCAAGGUCUAAUAAGGCAUUUCAGGCCAGAGCUUGAGAGGAGGAUCAGGGAGCGUGCAGAGAGGGAACUGCUGGAGGCAGCUGCUUAACUGCAUCUCUCAGGUUGCUUCUUGUAUCUAUUCUGCAUUCAUUUCUUCAUUCGACUUCUACAAAGAAGUAAAUAAGGGAGAAAAACAGUACUAGUAACUUGAACUUGGGUACGCAUUGGAAUGUGUUUGUUGUUGUCUUGUUGUAAGGCCACGCAACAGGUGGCCUGGUCCGGUUGGCUGAAUCUAGACAUCAAUGGGCUAAAAAAAUUGUCGCUUGGUCUAAUAGAGGGCUUCUGCUGUGUAGGUUAUGCUUGUAUUAGUGGAAAUCAUGGAAUAAAAUGAAGUUGCCCCAGAUUUCGGGAGGAUAUGUGAAUCGGGAGGCAGCUGGUGGUCCAGCUGCUAUUGUUUGUUUUUAAACUGUAUCUCGACUAUAUGACCUCACUGUCCCAGAGACAAUCUGAUUCAUUGUGGAUGCGUCUGGGCAGGAUAUUUGUGUUGUGUUUCCAGAUCUUGUUUUCCCUUACACAGUCGGAGUUUUGUUAAUAAAUUUUCGUUUUUCGCUUC